Messenger RNA from Hibiscus syriacus, 710 nucleotides. Its product is annotated as universal stress protein PHOS32-like. The transcript has 3 exons. Bases 18 to 710 code for a protein of 230 amino acids. NCBI's taxonomy places the organism in Eukaryota, Viridiplantae, Streptophyta, Magnoliopsida, Malvales, Malvaceae. The record is from RefSeq and is a predicted model, not a curated record.
AAGAAGAAAGCAAAACAAUGGUUCGAUCGGAUUCGAGAUCACCAACAAUGAGCCUUGGCCGCUCAGUGGCUCGAGUUCGUGUCACCUCGCCGUCUCUCAAGCGAAAACCAGCCUCUAGUUGUAUCAGAAACGAUCAGGAAGUCAAGUUCUUAGGUGAUAAACCAGAGGAUACCAACUUUAGAAUAAACGCCGCCGCCGCCGGAGCUGAAUAUGACGGUGGCAAUAAAGUCAUGGUGGUGGCUGACUCGAGCAUGGAAGCUAAGGGAGCUCUUGACUGGGCUUUAUCUCAUACGAUUCAACCCCAAGACACCAUUGUUCUUCUGCAUGUCGGCAAACCCAGAAAAAGAGAGUCGUCUAAAAGGAAGCGAAACCCAAGAGUUGAUGAUCUACUCAACUCAAUGAAGAAUAUGUGUCAAAUGAAAAAGCCAGGAGUGAGAGUUGAAGUGGCGAAAGUUGAAGGAAAGGAGAAAGGAGCAAUAAUAGUGGAGGGAGCAAAGCAACUGAAAGUGUCGCUUUUGGUGUUGGGACAAAGGAAGAAAUCAAUAAUAUGGCGGUUGAUGAGGAGGUUGACGGCCAAGAGAGGUGGCGUAGUGGAUUACUGUAUUCAAAAUGCUUCAUGCAUGACCAUCGCCGUGAGGAGGAAGAGCAACCAGCUCGGUGGCUACUUGAUUACCACAAAGCGUCACAAAAAGUUUUGGCUUUUGGCUUGA